Danaus plexippus (monarch butterfly) is the source of this 1872-nucleotide messenger RNA. RefSeq names its product succinate--CoA ligase [GDP-forming] subunit beta, mitochondrial (gene ScsbetaG). Gene Ontology annotation, molecular function: ATP binding; succinate-CoA ligase (GDP-forming) activity. The transcript has 4 exons. The coding region runs from base 216 to 1484 and encodes 422 amino acids. Gene Ontology annotation, cellular component: succinate-CoA ligase complex; mitochondrion. The record is from RefSeq and is a predicted model, not a curated record. Lineage: Eukaryota; Metazoa; Arthropoda; Insecta; Lepidoptera; Nymphalidae. Gene Ontology annotation, biological process: succinyl-CoA metabolic process; tricarboxylic acid cycle.
AGUACUCAUACCUAAUAAGUGUUAUCCUAUAUUAUUUUAUUUACAAGUGACUUUUGAACUCGUAGAUUCUUUAGAUAAAUAAAAAUAUACAUACUCUCACUUAUUUUUACUAGUUUUAAGCUAUAAUUUAAUUCACUUCAAAGUGAAACUUUGUUGAGUAUCUGCUAAGAUAAAACAAUAAAUUUAGAAAUAGUACAGGUAUAAUUUAAUCUUUAAUGAUGUCUGCGAUAACCAAAACUAGUAAGAUAUUUCGUGUACUUAUGCAUCAAUAUUCACCACGUGUUACAUGUAAAAGAAAUUUAAAUCUUCAAGAAUAUCAUAGCAAAGACCUGUUAAAAAAGCACCAAGUUUCUAUACAAAAUUUUCGACUUUUGGAUUCAUCUUUGGACUCUAAUGUGCUCUCCGACUUUAAGGCUGAUGAAUAUGUAGUUAAGGCUCAAAUAUUGGCUGGUGGAAGAGGAAAAGGCCAUUUUAACAAUGGAUUUAAAGGUGGUGUCCAUUUAACAAAGAAUCCUAAUGAAAUUGUAAACUUAGCAAGAAAUAUGAUUGGACAUAAACUUAUCACAAAACAAACGCCUAAAGACGGCAUAUUGGUGGAUAAAGUAAUGAUAGCAGAAAGUGUUAACAUAAAGAGGGAAACAUACUUGAGUAUAGUGUUAGAAAGAGCAUAUAAUGGUGCAGCUUUAGUAGCAUCUCCAGCGGGAGGAAUGGAUAUUGAAGCGGUGGCUGAAAAAACUCCUCAUUUAAUAAAAACUGUUCCUAUUGACAUAUAUGAGGGCAUAACAGAUAAAACUGCUAGAGAAGUUGCAGAGUUUCUAGAAUUUAAAGGGCCUCUACUUAAUAAAUGUGCUGAUGAAAUUAAAAAGUUAUGGCAGCUAUUUUUAAAGGUAGAUGCUACACAACUAGAAAUUAAUCCUCUAGUUGAAACUGAUGAUGGUAAAGUUGUAGCUGUUGAUGCAAAGAUCAAUUUCGAUGACAAUGCUGAGUUUAGGCAGAAGGAAAUCUUUGCACUUGAUGACAAGUCUGAGACAGAUCCUAGAGAGAGAGAGGCAGAGGCUCAUAAUCUUACAUACAUUGAUAUGGAUGGUAGUAUUGGUUGCAUGGUCAAUGGAGCCGGCUUGGCUAUGGCCACAAUGGAUCUUAUAGUGUUGAGUGGUGGGAGACCAGCUAAUUUCCUGGAUCUUGGAGGUGGUGUGGGACAAGCACAAGUUUCGACUGCUUUGAAGAUACUGGAAUCAGAUCCUAAAGUAAAGGCAAUAUUUGUAAAUGUCUUUGCCGGUAUUGUAAAUUGUGCUAUGGUUGCAAAAGGUAUUGUCGCUGUAUGCAAAGAAAAUCUACCAAAGCAUCCAAUAGUGAUUCGUUUGGAAGGAACAAACGCAUCUAUAGCCAAAAAAAUCCUGGAAGAAUCUGGCCUGCCUUUGCACAUAGUAAAUGAUGCUGAUGAAGCAGCAAAAAAAGCUGUUGCAUUGGCAGAAUCAAAAUAAAUAUUGAUUAUCAAGUAACAGAUAAUGAAUUUAUAUUCAUUGAAUCAGGGAGAACAUGCACAAUGAAAUAAACUUACAUUUUGUAAUCAGGGAAGGAUGCACCAUUUGUAUGAUAAAUAUUGACAAUUUUAAUUCUUAUUAAAUAAAAAAAAUAGAUGAAAUAUAACAUGUAUAAGAUAUAAGUGUAUGACAAACAAUUUUUAUAGGAAGUAUAUAUCAAACUAUGUAAAUUAAUAAAUACUAACAUUUUAACCUUCUAUCAAAGACUGAAUCGUGACAUUAUCAUUGGACAAAUCCUUGCCUGCAACAUUGUUAAAAAUUGUUUUAUAGAAAUAUAAUUAUGAUUUUACUUAUAAAUUUUGUUAAAUAAAAAUGCUGUUGAGAAUAA